AUUUAAUAAGAAGGCGCGGCUUCCCCUGAACACAGCAAAACCCAAAUACCCAAUUUUUCCAGAGGAAGUGGGUUUAGAGAAGCGAGCUUAAUUCGAUGUGUUGAUGUCCGGGGAACUUUUCAGUGUGUUUUGGGGAUAUUAAACUGCCUGCAGACGCGGUGGUAGGAAAAAAAAAGAAAACAUCUUAGAGGCUUUGCUCGAGUUGAGGGGACAACAGCGCGGUCUGCUUCUAUCGUCGUGAACAACAAGGCAGGAAGAAAACAUGUCGGUGGAACCGAUUCACAUCAAGCUGGAGGCGGCGGGAGAGCCUCCCAGCUCGUUCCCGGUGGUUCUGAAGAAAAUAAUGGAAAUGCCUCCACCGAACAUACUGGACGGAGAUGACGACACCGAUAAGGAGAAGUUGGGUCUCGAAGGCAAUGUCGACCUGGCCGGAGGAGGGAGCGACAUGGGCCCGUCGGCCGCACUGACCCCUGCUAUCUGGGAGAAAACCAUCCCCUACGAUGGCGAGAGCUUCCACCUGGAGUACAUGGACCUGGAGGAGUUCCUCAUGGAGAACGGCAUCCCAAUAUCGCCCGAAGAUGCCGCUUUAAAGGAGGGCCCGGAAGUAAACGUUGCCAAAGCGGAGAAAGCAAAGACGUCCGUGCAGACCAAGCCAGCAGGCGUGUCCCCUGUGACCUUGCUGCCCAUCCAGCAGCUGGACAGGACCGAGGAGGAAGUGGUGAUCAUCACAAAGUGCGAUUCGGAUGUUACCUGUGACGUCAGCACAGAGGUGACCACCUCACAGGAAAGGGCGACUCCUGAGCCCAUCGACCCAGACGAAAUCGAGGUCGACGUGAACUACGAACCAGACCCUACAGACCUGGUCCUGUCAAGCGUUCCUGGAGGUGAACUGUUUGACCCGCGCAAACACAAGUUCAGUGAGGAGGAGCUCAAGCCUCAACCUAUGAUCAAAAAGGCCAAGAAGGUGUUUGUCCCUGAAGAACAGAAGGACGACAAGUACUGGCAGAGGAGGAAGAAGAACAACAUGGCGGCCAAACGGUCACGAGACGCCCGCAGAUUGAAGGAGAACCAGAUCACCGUCCGAGCAGCUUUUCUGGAGCGUGAGAACUCUGCGCUGCGGCAGGAGGUCGCCGAGCUGCGGAAGGAGUGCGGCCGAUACAAGAAUGUCGUGGGUCGCUACGAAUCCAAAUAUGGACCAAUUGCGGUGCCAGAUGACGAAUAGACAUCAGUUGCUUUGUUCAUUUAUUUCACUCUGAUGAAUAAAUAAAUCCAACCGUUGGCUGGGUGCGCAAGAAUCGAUCUGAUGACGUCGAGGCGGAGUAGAAGAGCUUGUGAAAGCAGGACGUCACAUUGCCAUGGAGAUGUAAAAUGUUAAGAUAUCAUCUGUUGUUUUUUUUAAUUAUUAUUAUUAUUCUUUGUAUGACCACCUCUCUGAGUGAGUGGAAUGUAGGUGGAUAUUCAAGUGCUUCUUCAGCACACCUUGUUUGUGGGGUGCACUUUCUGUUUUGUACAUUUGUAGCCUGAAAGAGAUCAUGAAUAGUUUUAGACGAACUCUGCGGGGUUUUUUUAAGCUUUUAACUCCAUCCGAUGACGUUAAGCCUGUCCACGUCAUGUUUCAGAUCAGUUAAGUUGGUUUGCAGGUUUUUUUCCUUUCUCUCAUAUCAGAUUGUUUUAAAGAGCUGGGCCCAUCUUUGCCCACUGAAACUUCUGACUGUGACACUUCCAAUAACUUGAGCUUCUUCAGGGGAUUUCCGUGACGCGGCACAAAGAGAAGGAAAAAGAACCCAGAAGCUAGCCGUGUUCACUUCUUUUAUGUUUUCAUCAGCACUCCAGAGACGAGCUGCUCUGUACGCCCAGCUUUGAUGUCUGUCCUCUGUCCGCCUGGCGCUGCUGCUCACCAGACAGGCCCGACUCCUGCUUUUCUCUCUGCAGGAGGUCCCUUUCAACUUGUUGCCCAGCUUCAUAUGUUGUGUAAUCAGCAGGUUUAAAAAAAAGUUUAAAAAAAUAUAUUUUUUCAGUUAUUCUAAGGUUCUUUUUUAUGUUUAUUUCACACAGAGCAAAUAACUAACUGAUGGCUCCAUAAAUUCAUCUUUCUACUGAAACUCAGAAGCGUCUCUUCUUGAAGUACUUGUUCUGUAUAGAUACUACUGGUAAUCUCCAUAAUACAUACUGUGACCGGUCCUGUUUUCUACUAAAGUGUCUUCUCCGUCUAAAGCCAUUUCAAUGCAGCCAGCAGUCUAGCAGUUUACAAUCCCAGUUUUGACCUCUCCUCAGGUUAUCUAACUUUCCAGCUCUGACAAGCAAAGGAAAAGCAGUUUUCCUCAUUUAUCUGUUGUGCUUCCAUCCACCGGUAGUCUGAUCAAAUAAGCUCAAUACUAUAUUCUUUUAUCAGGAGAGGGUUUGAAAUGAGAAUGUAAUAAAAAAGUUUUUUUUAUUUUUGGACUUUUAAAUCAUCAUAGGGGAAAUAUUCCGGAUUUUCUUCCAACUCCACAUCCAUCACUUUAAAGCUUAAUUAUUUUCUGUCACAUGAUACGUUAUAAAGACUAUUUUCUAAACCACAUUUUAUGGAGUUCAUUCUAACAAACAAUAAUGGGAUUUCAGACUUUUUAAUUGUUUUUUUUUUUUUUUAAUUGCCUUGUGCUGUAAUAGAGGCAGCAUCUGCCUUUUCUUUAAAACAGGUCAACUUCCUAACUUCCUGGUUGUCUUUGUAUUUCUUUGUUGUUUUUUAAAAAAAAACGUGGCAUUGUGAGUGUGACCCUGUCUUUUGUGUGUGUAUAUAUACAUAUAAAUAUAUAUUAUGCAAAAUAAAAGCCUUGUUGACAAGCUUGGCGGUUUUUCCCCCCA
Molecule: messenger RNA, 2844 nt
Organism: Fundulus heteroclitus (mummichog)
Lineage: Eukaryota; Metazoa; Chordata; Actinopteri; Cyprinodontiformes; Fundulidae
Gene: tefa
Product: TEF transcription factor, PAR bZIP family member a
Exons: 5
Coding region: 263-1222 (319 amino acids)
Biological process (GO): regulation of transcription by RNA polymerase II
Cellular component (GO): nucleus
Molecular function (GO): RNA polymerase II cis-regulatory region sequence-specific DNA binding; DNA-binding transcription factor activity, RNA polymerase II-specific
Source: RefSeq, a predicted model, not a curated record